AUGGACGCGUCCGUGCCGCACACCCAAGUCCAGGAGCACGCGUCGACUGCAGCGGAGGCACUCAUGGAGCUCGGAUUCCGCUCGACUUCGUCAGAAGAGAUUGACGACGAUUCUGAGCGGACGGUUGAACGGGCUGUUGCUGAGCCCGGGUCAGGGAAUGGUGGUGAUGAACGGGCAGAUCAACGGGCGAAUGAAGCGGAUGGUACCCCGACAGCUGAACCGACAGCUGGAGGCGGCACAGAAGCAGUGACACCGAGGCCGACGGAUCAAGACGAGAAGCAGCAUGGUCAAGACGAGAUUAAGGGUCGCUCCACUGCUUAUGUCGCGGAUGAGUCUCAGGAGGGAGAGGAGGCGGUCGUACUGCAGGAAGGUGGUGGCGAGAGAGAAAGAAAGGAGUUUGAUGCACGGCAAGGCGAUGUUGAGUGGCAGGCUUCGAACGGCACGGGGGAGGCGGGUGCGGAUGGGGCGAACAAUCAGGAGCGUGAUAAAAAGGGGGGGAACGAUGAGGCGGGUGAUGAGGAGAACUUUGGGGACGUCGCCGGGUAUGGGGAGAAGGAACGUGGUGCCAAGGCUCCGUCCCCGCCAGAAAAAAUAUCACCCGUGCGUGGCCACGCUGAGAGCCGCGCCCGGGGCGCGCAAGAGCACCUCGUGGCGACGCGGAGCAGCAACAGCCCUCUCACUCCCGCGGGGGCACAAACGCCGCAAACGGCAGAAGUCAAAUCCGUGCAGACGCCUGCCACACAGCCGCCGCAGCACGCGCAGUCCGGGCUGGCGACCGUUCCUGGAGUGCCGAUCCAGCCCGCCCUUCCGUUACAUGGUAAGCCGAUAACUCCAACUUUAGAGUCGUUUGGUUCGGAGCCGUCUCGAUUUAGCCUAUUGGCCCUUGCUUUCCGCUUGUCUAAGACUAUCUCGGUUGCCUACAGGAAGUCGUCUCUAUGGCUAAUACCCUCCAGCUGUCUUCUUCUCCUGUGCGUUUUUCCCCAUGCGCGAUUCGUUCGUGCUUUCCCGCUGCCAGCUCCGGACGGCGCGCUGGUAUCGCUCGUACCCGCCGCCUCCGAGGACGGCCAGAUUCAGUGGAUCCAGCCGCCGCAGUUCAUGGCGGCGCCGCAAUUUAUGGGUGGAGCUCAAUUUGUUGGCGGUGCCCAACUUAUGGGCGGGGCGCAACUCGUGGGCCCGCCUGGACACGGCGUCGGGAUGAUGCCCGCGGGACCUGUGUCGUUCUUCCGCACAUCGUCCUUUGCCGCUCCUGUUUCCGCGACGGGCAUGGAGGGAACAUUCAUGGGGACCGAUGGAGUCAACGGAGUCAACGCCACCGCGCGCGGCGUUUCCGGGGAUCUGUUCGGCGGGAACGCGGGCGACGAGGUGAUAGAAGGUUCGUGGGAUGACCUGAUCAUCUGCACUCCCACUGGCGGGUUUCCCGGCGGGUUUCAUGGGCAGAUGGGUUGGGGAGGCGAGCGAACGAGCAGAGCGGGACGACGCACGCAGCUAUGGGAGGGCGACCCGCAGCUGGUGUACCGACUGCAACAAAGUUACCAUACAGACGACUCCGCCGCCGCCGACACGAAACCCGACCCGUCAACUAUUGCCAUCACCGGCACCGAAAACGCUUCGAUUAGAAACGAUUCGAUAAGAGGCGACGGGGGCGAGGAGGAGGCCUUGCCUGCUGAAUCUAGAGGCAAUCAAGAGGCCUCCACGCCCCCAGGGAUGGGACCAGAAUCCCGGGAUGUGCCACAGUCGACAGCGACAAUGAGUUAUCGCGAAGCUAUGGCGAGCGGUCAGCUACCGCUGCAUGUGAAGGUGGAAUUCCCGACUCCGUCGCCUCGAGGCGGCGUGCCGUCGCCGAGCAGAGGCGGAAUGGCGUCGCCUAGUCGCGGCGGGCUGGGAUUCUCGUACCACUCGCCCAUCCCGCUGUGCUCGCCGUCGCCGCUGCGACUGUGUGCGAUGGAGCUGGGCGACAUGGCGGAGCCGAACCUGUGGCUGUCGCCGCCCGCCAGCACCAAGUAUACGCUCGACAAGCUCGGCGACUUCCCGCCGUUUUCGCCUCGGCUUCCGGCGAUCGUGCGCGGCUACAGCGCAGCAGCCCUGCCGUACCUGGAUCCCAGCGCGCACCAGCAGCCUUCCAGGAUGUCGCCUUCCAAGGGAGAACCGCCGGGAUUCGCCCCCCCCGGAUCCGCCCCGCUGGGAUCCGCCCCGCCGCAAGCGCCUGGCGGACCAACCGCCGACAGCGCAGAAAACCCGCCAGUUUCCGCUUCCGCCAUGGGUUCCGCCGCUCCCCAGUCCGGUUCUCCGCGGGCAGCCAGGCGGGGAACGGCGGAGGGUGAGGGAGACGCCGCGCGGGAAGAUAUUCAGGCUGCGCGGAGGGAGGACGAGGCGGUUGAUUCCGCGGGCGCGAGGCGGGAGAGUGGGGCGGCGGGAACGGCGCGAUUGGUUAGUAGCGGCUCCCCGGGGAGCGGAGUGAGAUACAGCGGGAUGCGCGGGCGGUCGUUGCUGCAGCAGUGCCUCAUUAUGGGCGCAGAGCAGCGCGCCACGCGCGCCGUCACGGGCGCUGGUGCCGGUGGUAACGCUGCUGCGGGUGCUGGCGGUAACGCUGCUGCCGUUGUUGGCAGCAGAUUUGCUAGUGCCGGCGGCAAUGCUGACCCCGAUAUUGAAGGGGAAGAGAAGAAUGAGCAGGCGGAAAAUGCUGAGAAGAACGACAAGAACGAGGACGAGACGGGCGAGAGGUCUGGCGGUGAUGCAGACGACCGUGCGGCGGGUUCGAGUCCGUCUGUGUUGAGAUGGAGAGCGGUGGGGUGCGAUGGCCGUCGGCUUGGCGACCGAUGUGACGUGCGGUCAGAGCAGGAGAGGACGGCUCUUGGUGCUGCAGACUCGAAUGCGCCGCACGCCUCUACUCCACCGCUUUCACCUCCGCCGGAGGCGCCUAUAGAUUUUGCGACUGCUGCUGGUUCUGGUGGCGUUCGUGCUGGCGGGGAGGGAGAGACAAAUGUUGGUGGUGGACGUGGUAAAGAUUUUCCCGGCACGGAAAUGCGUGGGCAGGAGUCUCGGCGGCACGUUGCUGGAGCGCCAGGCGAGGUGUUUCGUCGCGAAAGCGAUUUUGCGGAUCGUGGCGAGAGUUUGUCGCGGGCGGAUGUUACCACGGGCGGGAGGUCUUUCGUGGUUGGCUCGUUAGGCUCAACACUUACGGAACGCGUGAGUGUACUGGAACUCGAGAACAAACAAACAACGCGUGCGGGCAAUAGCGAGGACGGCGCGACCGAAACUGCGAAUUUUGAUGCAUCUAACUCCAGCGGCAACAGCCGUUCGUCAUCGAAUCUCGAUAGUGGAGGCGCGGAGUCGAACGACGAAGGCACCGGUGAGGAUGGGUCUGGGGUUGUUGAGAAGGAGGAGGGCGCGCGGGAGGAGGACGGGGGAGAAAGCAGGCUAUCGGGAAGAGCUGCGACAACGAACAGUGCAAAACACGGCGCGGACGAGCACAAUGCGAACCUUGGUGAUCGGGGCGAUGGUGAGAAUAGGGUGGUCUUGCAGACUGAACGAGUGGGGCUGACGGCGGAAGACGGUACGCAGGCGGUGGGGACGCCUGCGGACGGUCAGCCGUCUCGUUUACCAGUGGGCGCGGAACGUAGGCGCGCGGAGCGCAAGGGCGCGGAAGGGGAGGGUGCGGAGCGGAAAGGCGCGGAAGUUAGAUGCGGGGAAAGCAGCCCGGGAAAGGCCUCCCCGGGCUUGGUGAGGCCGCAGCCGCGCAGGGCGCGGAGUGGCGAUCAUGCCAUCUCCCCGUCCUUCUCGAUUCCCGCUUCCCCGUUUUUCGAAUCCCCCCGUUUGGCGGCGCUUGAGGGCAAUGCGCCCCAAUCUGCUGGUGAGGAGCGAGCGUCCGCGCAGGCGCCGCUGCUGCAGCCCGUGGCGAAUGUUCGUCAAGUGCAGGCUGCGGCACAGUCACAUUCGGGGAAGCACCAGGAGCAUGGUGAAGCAGGGGGGCCGGUUUUCGAGUCGACUUCGCAAUUGAGUGGUGGGAGUGAGGGGGGUGGGAGAGGUGCGCGUGAGGAGAGCGCGACAUCUGACGAAGUACGGGCAAAACUUUCCGGCUCCCAACGCCUCCCAGGUUCCCGUGGGGUGCAGGGAAUGCACGGGCAGCAGGGCGUGGGACCAGGGGCGCAUUUCCUGCCUGCUUCCUCUGCAGCUGCGGCUACUGGAGGUGGUGCUGUGGGUGGUGGUGCUGGUGCAACUAGUGCUUCCUCAGGUGGUGCUUCAGGAGGGGGCGAACGGGUGGCAGGAGGUGAGGGAGAGCGAGCCGAGGGAGGGCGAGGGGAGGGAGGGCGAGCGGGCAAGGUGUCACGAGGAGCACGAACCCCUUCCCCCCAAACCUCAGCAAGCGCAUCUUUGCGCCCUUCCCCCGUGCAACCCCCCCCUCCCCCUGUCUACUCCCCAGCUGUCGCCUCCUGGGUGCCCUUCGCCCUGCCCCCUGCUGCCUCUGCUGGCUCUGCUGCCCCGGAGGUGGGUAAGCUUCCUAUUUACCCUGUCAAACCUGGGGCACUCAAGGCGCACGAUACAGUACCUGCUGGGGGCCAAUGGGGCCCCAGGUCCUCCCAGCCGACUGCUGCUUCUGGGGUGAUUGCCCCCACCGAAUCCGUUUCUGGCGUGCAAGUAACUCCCCCUGGUGCGGUGCAGAGUGGUGCUGCAGGUGUGGUGCAGGGUGGUGGUGCGGUGCAGAGCGGUGCGCCUGGUGCGGUGCAGCUCUACUUCACUCUGCCGCCCCUUCUCCCGUUUUCCUUUGACUUUACCUCACCCUCCAGGCUGACCAAGAGAUGGGAGGCAUCGCUUUGGACCAACAAGAAGCAACUCUACUUGGGUGGAUACGAUGCAGAGGAGAAAGCAGCGCGGGCGUACGACAUAGCAGCAUUGGCGUGCAAGGGAGCAGAGGCGAUCACCAACUUCCCACGGGAGAGCUAUGCGGACAGCAUCGGAGAGUACCUUGGGAUCUCCUGUGAAGCCCUGAUUGCGAAGCUGCGCCGGGAGAGCUCGGCGUUCUCUCGAGGCCGGUCCAAGUUCCGCGGGGUGUCGGGGCAGGAGGGGCGGUGGGAGGCGCGCAUUGGGUCGUAUUUCGGGCGGAGGAACGUGUCUUUGGGCGUGUAUGAGACGGAGGAGGCGGCAGCCGAGCAGUACGACCGCGCGCUCAUCAUUCAGAAGGGCACCCGUGCCAAGACCAACUUCUGCAUCUCCAAAUACAUAGCUGAGCACCUGCAGCACGAGCAAGGGCAGGAGGGAGCGCUGUUUCCCAGCCAGCAGCCCCAGUCAUCAGGCAGCAGAGCAUGCCUUCCCACCACUGCAGCAGAGUUCAACCUUGCAGCAGCACCACCACCACCAUCAUCUGCUUACCCACUUUCAGCUGCAGUGGCAGCAGCUGCUGCCGCAGCAGCAGGAGGAGGAUCAGCAACUGCGGACGGGCAUGGUGGGGUGCGGUUUGGAGGGGUGAAGAAGGGUCGAAUCACUCCAGGCUUUGAUGCGCUGUACCGCCGAGCAAUGGCGGAGAUAGUGGCUAGCUCAGCCCUGCCUUGCCCUGUGGACGACCCAGAGGGUAGGCCUGCUGUGGAAGAGUGA
Molecule: messenger RNA, 5589 nt
Organism: Closterium sp. Yama58-4
Lineage: Eukaryota; Viridiplantae; Streptophyta; Zygnematophyceae; Desmidiales; Closteriaceae
Source: the annotation of a GenBank genome assembly